AUGCUUCUGCCUAAGAAUGGCGUGUCCUGGAAGGCGGCACAGGCCAGGCUGCCUCCGACCAGAGCCAUAUGGACUUUUCUCACACGCACCCGCUUCCUGUUGGUCGUCGCCAUAGUCGGCCUCGUUAUCUUGUUAUGGAGGGNNGGAGUCACAGGUACUGCCGAGGACCUGCAANAAAUGCUAUGGACCGGAAGCCUACAAACCCCCGUCAUCUUCAAUCACCACGCUCCCGUCGAGAUCAACCACACCACCAUCAGUAGUGUCGACCUCAAUCCCAUAAAGAGCACGAGACAAGCCAUCGACAACAAGGAGCGCGUCCUCCUUCUCACCCCUCUACGCGACGCCGCCNCCUACAUCAACAAGUACUUUGAUCUCCUCGUUGAAUUGACCUACCCUCACGACUUGAUCGAUCUCGCUUUCCUGGUCGGCGACAGCACUGAUGACACACUUGCCGUCCUCUCCAAGGAACUCGAGCGCAUCCAGAAUCGCCCCGACGCGACUCCCUUCCACAGCGCUACCGUUGUUCAGAAAGAUUUCGGUGUUCAUUUGAGCCAAAAUGUCGAGGACAGACACGGUUUCGCUGCUCAGGGCCCGCGUAGAAAGGCAAUGGGCAAGGCUAGAAAUUACCUUCUCAGUGCUGCUAUGAAGCCUGAGCACAGUUGGGUCUACUGGCGCGACGUCGACAUCAACGAUAGCCCUUCCAAGAUCAUUGAGGACUUUAUCGCCCACGACCGCGAUGUUCUUGUUCCUAGAAGAUUCGACUACAACUCAUGGCAAGAGUCCGAAAAGGGUCUCAAGCUGGCCGCCACACUUGACAAAGAUACCGUCUUGGCAGAAGGUACAUUCAUCUCCACUGCGAUCCUCCCCCAGCAGACGCUAACAACCAUCACCUUACAGNGCUACAAAGAGUACGACACAGGCCGCACAUACAUGGCCAAGAUGGGCGACUGGCGCGAGGACAAGGACGUCGAAAUUCCACUGGACGGCAUCGGCGGCGUCAAUAUUCUGGUCAAGGCCGAUGUCCACCGCUCCGGUAUCAACUUCCCUUCCUACGCGUUUGAGAACCAAGCCGAGACAGAAGGCUUUGCGAAGAUGGCCAAGCGUGCGGGAUACGGUGUUUAUGGAUUGCCGAAUUACAUUGUGUGGCAUAUUGAUACGGAUGAGAAGCCUGGAAACGCGUAG
Aureobasidium musti is the source of this 1182-nucleotide messenger RNA. Lineage: Eukaryota; Fungi; Ascomycota; Dothideomycetes; Dothideales; Saccotheciaceae. The record is from the annotation of a GenBank genome assembly.